Molecule: messenger RNA, 1670 nt
Organism: Seminavis robusta
Lineage: Eukaryota; Bacillariophyta; Bacillariophyceae; Naviculales; Naviculaceae
Source: the annotation of a GenBank genome assembly
CGAAUCAGUCACGAAAAAGUCGUGGUUAUGUUAACCCUAACCCUGGGCAAGGAUUGGCUCCGAAGGCUCACGAUCCUGUUCGAGAGAGAGACAAUGGCACAAAUCCAUCGAAGCGUCCAAGCGUGGAAGAUAAAGCGACCGCCCCUUUACCAAUUUGUCAGUUCUAGUCGUCAGUUCUAGCUAGCAUCGACGAUCCUAGACGAGCUAUAUAUUGAACAUCCGGUGAAACAGUUGAGGAAGAAGAUCGUUCUUUUAGUUAGUUGUGGCUUGCAUCAAAAACCAACGACAAGUCAAAAUGCCUUUGGAAUCAUGCAUGAUCCUCUUGGAUAAUUCCGAGUAUAUGCGGAAUGGUGACUACAUUCCCACUCGUCUCGAAGCCCAGCAGGAUGCAGCCAACCUCUUGGUGGGUGCCAAAACACAGUCCCACCCGGAAUCCACUGUGGGUGUGAGUGCUGGGACAGAGCUGCUGGUCAGUCCAACUGACGAUGUCGGCAAGAUUUUGGGUGCGCUCCAUGGUCUCUCCAUGCGCUCUGAACAGCCUGAUGUUACUGCCAGUGUUCAGGUGGCUUCAUUGGCCUUGAAACAUCGACGCAACAAAAAUGGUUCCCAGCGAAUUGUACUUUUCGUGGGGUCGCCCUUGGCAAAGUUGGAAUCGCGUGCUUUGGCCAAGGCAGGACGUCAACUCAAAAAGAAUAAUGUGGCUAUUGAUGUUGUGGCGAUGGGCGAAUUGGAUGACAAUGAAGAAAAAUUGCGGGAACUGGUGGAUGCUGCGAAUGGGCGGACCGAAGAAGGAGGAGAACGAACCUGCCACUUGGUCACGAUUCCUUCAGGUGUGUUGCCCAGUGAUGUAUUGGCUUCAAGCCCUAUUGUGCAUGGUAGCGGUGGAGGAAGCGGAUUUGCAGCUUCGGCGGCUGCAGCAGGGGCAGGGGCUGCCGCAGGAGCUGACUUUGGAGGCGGUACCUUUGCUGAAUUUGGUGGAGUCGACCCCAAUAUGGAUCCAGAGUUGGCCAUGGCGUUGCGGGUCAGUAUGGAAGAAGAAAGAGCACGACAAGAACGUGCUGCUGCAGCCGCAGCAGACCAACCCAGUGAAGGCAACAACGAUGCAAGUAACGAAGGCGAGGGUGGUGAAAGCAAGGAUGCAGAAAUGACUGAUGCAGCUCCUGCACCUGCGCCAUCUGCUGCUCAGACUGCGAUGGAUAUGGGCCUGAGUGAAGAGGAAGCUCUGUUGCAGCAAGCACUUGCCAUGUCGAUGAAUGAAAACGAACCCGACCCGACUUCAGCCACGGAAGAAACGAAGGAAGCUGCAAAACCACCGGCUGCUGAUACUCAGAUGGAUGUAGAGGACGACGAAGACGCAGCCAUGCAAGCUGCAUUAGCCAUGUCUAUGCAACCUGAUGCUGAAGGCAACGAAGAAGCCAAGAUCAAUGAGCUGGUGGGUUCUAUUCCUGGUGUCGAUGCCAACGAUCCUGCCAUUCAAAACGCUCUGAAGAAAGAUGACGCCGAAAAGAAAGAUGGAGAUAAAAAAGAGUAGGCUUCGACACAGGUAUGUGCUGGGGGAUAUUAGUUUCGUCGCAGUAGCUCUACUUCAGAAACCUGCGAAAGACUGACUCAAGUCAACGCAGUAGCAAAAGAAUAUAGCAACUAAGGCAUAGCAAUCCGCUUUUUAGGCC